This is a messenger RNA of Tetrahymena thermophila SB210, 3720 nucleotides long. RefSeq lists its product as hypothetical. Lineage: Eukaryota; Ciliophora; Oligohymenophorea; Hymenostomatida; Tetrahymenidae. The transcript has 2 exons. The record is from RefSeq and is a predicted model, not a curated record.
AUGUUUCACGAAGGAGAAUUUAUUGAUGUUAAGAAAUGUAAAGAAAUCUUAGAAAAAAAUGAGCCUUAAAAGAGUGAUUGCGAGAAGGAAUACAUCAAAAAUAUUCUUAAGCAAACUACUUUAUUUAAGUAAUUUGAAGAAGAAAUUAAGUUUUAAAUGUAAGAGAAUGAAGAUUUAAAGUAGCAUAACUCAGACUAAAAUAAUUAAAGAGAAGUUCUUGAUAUAGAAAUAUUGCUUAAUAGAACUCAAAGAAAUAUUAAAUAUUUAAGAGUCCCUAUUAACUAAUUCCUAUUUCAUAAAGGUGAAGUAGGAGAUAGAUUAUACAUGAUUAUCAAAGGUCAUGCAGCUGUUUAUGCUGAAAGAGAAAAGGGCUAAAUAAAUUCAGAUCUAAACAAAGAAAAAAAUUUGACAAAAUAAAUAUAAUUAUUGACAAACAAAAUUCUUCACUAUGAGCUAAGCAUAGAAUAAAAAGAAAAGAAAAUAUUAGAUGGAAUUUAAUUUGAAUAAUAACUAAUUUAGCAGCAAUUAUAAUAAUAGUAGCAGUAAUAAGAAUCAAAUGAUACUAGCGAUAUUGAGAAUAAAUAAAUAAAUUUGAUCAGAAAAUAGCAAAGGAAAUAAGAAGAGCAAGCUUUAGCAUAACUAAAAAAUACUCUAUGUGAAUUAAAAGAAGAACUUUAAAAUUACUAAAAAUAAUUAAAUCAUCUCAUAUCAGUAGAUUAAUAAAUUUUAAAAUAAGCAUGCUCAUCGAAUAAAGAACUAUAAGCAAAAUAUUUUACAUCUGCUUCUACUAGUGGAAAUAUUUGUUAUUACUAAAAGUUAAAAACAUUAGAUCCUUUUAAUCACUUAGGUGAGGCAAGUAUUUUGACAAAUGAAAAUAGAACUGCAACUGUUAUGGCUUGUUACCCAUAGAAUCCUUCUCAAAGUAAAAAUGAAUAAGAAAACAAUAUUCUUGAAGAAGAAAAUAUAAACCAAGUAGAGAAUGAAGAGUCUUUUUAGUAAAUGGAAAUUUCAAGUAAGAAUGAAGAAGAUCAAGAUUUGCAUUUACUAUAUUUAGAAGCAAAUGUGUUCGUUAGUAUAUUUUCUUCCACUCUUGACUAAAUAAACUAUCCACUAACUAUUUUAAGCAAGAUUUUAAAUUAGACUUCAAAAGAUCUGCUUGUAAGAAUAUCUUAUCUCUUUAAACUAAAUGAAUACAAGUUUAAUAAACAAAUAUUUACAGAGGGAGUUGACUUAGCUAAUUGUGUUUAUUUAAUAAAAAGAGGAUCUAUAUAGCUUUAAAGAAAUGCGCGCUAAGAUGAGCUAGAAGGAUAGAAUAAAAAUGAAAACUAAAUUAAUGAAGAAACAGAAAAUCUUAAAAAUAAAAAAAAAAUUUAAAGCCUCAAAAGAUAAAUAGUAAUUGCUGUAAUUGGAGAGGGAUAAUUUUUUGGUUUAGAGGAUAUUUCUUUCAAAAAGAAAUAUAGAAGCGACGAGCAAAAUGAGGACAGCACUGAAAAAGUUUUUGAUAAAAUUCAAAAAAGGACUUGCAGUGCUGUAGCCCUCACGAAUUGUUUAGUUUAUGCUGUACCUAAAAAUUUACUACUUACUUCGAGUUACUAAUUUUAUGAGUUAUAGUAAAUUCUAUAUGAUCAAAGUAAAGUAAAAUAAUAAUUUUAUCUGAAUUAAGCAAAAAAGAAUAAUAACAUUUAACAUUACAUGGAAAGAGAGAUGAAUCGAAUUUAGUAAGAGCCAUUAAUAGAGAAGGCUAUCAUUUAAAUGAGCAUGAAUCACCAUAAAUAAAUGAUGAAUGGUUCAAACAAAGUAUCUAACAUGAUGGAUUCUUACAUUAAAGUAAAUAAAGAUGUAUUAGAUAAUUAAAAAAGUAUACUCUAAAUGGCUCACCUAACUGAAAAAGUUUGUAAAGCUGCUAAAUAAGGAUAAGGUGAAUUAGAAGGUAAUAUAUAGGGUUCAUAGCAAACUUCUCCAACAAAACCUAAUUAUGGAAAAGUGAAAUAAUUAAUCAAUAGGAAUCCUGCAGAAAUUAUUUAUGCCCAUUUAGUUUAAAGUGAAAAUGAAAAGGCUUUGAAUAUUAAAGAAAAUGUAGUUCUAUCUGUAAUGCCAUAGUCUUAAAAAAAUGUGAAAGAUAUUUUACUUGCUUAAAAAAACUACUCAAAGUCUAAAGAUUUGCAUAACAAAAACAUCAGAAUACCCUCUAGACAAAAUUUAAAUGAAACAAUUUUUGUUUCAUAAAGUCACAAUAACUUACUUGCAAACCAACAAAACAAUAAUUUUUAACUAUCAUAAUUAAACUCUAAAAGCAACAGAUAUAUUAAUUCUUUAUGUGAACUAGAAGAAACACAGCCUUAAUAAUACAAAAUCGAAAGAAAAAAUAAUAUAAUACAAGUAAAGAAAAUUAAAAAUUUUAAAUCAUAAAAUUCUUAAGCAGUGGGGUUUGAAAAUACCUAAGAUCAAGAAAAAGAAGAUAAUACUUUGCAGACUCAAACUCAACAUAAAUAAAUAAAAUCUUUAGGAUCCACUUAGUUUUCAACACCUUUGAUAAAACCAACAUCUCUUGAUCAAGAAAAAAAGUUUUAAUACCUAAAACAGAUAUAAUCUAGUUUUUUAGAACUAAACACUCCUCCUACUGGUAAUUUUCAGCUUGAUGCCACUAACAUACCAACUAAUAAUCUUGAAGACAGCUAGGAAAAGAUACAUGAUAACAAAAAUAGAGCUAUGUUAUUAAAUACUAAAAGUAUAGAUUUUGAUUCAAAAAAAUCGUACUAUUCUAAUUUUCUUACAAAACAGAUGCUCUCAACGAAAAACCAACAAGGUAAUUUUAGUGAUAGACAAGAUAAAAGUAUCUCAGCAAAUCAAACUGAGAGAUCUAUUAAAUAAGGACGACUUAUACAAUUAAAGAAUGAUUUUGAUAACUUAAGUUCAUCUUAGAAUGAUAGUUUUACAAAAUCUGAGUUAUUAUUAUCAAAUUCGUAGAGCCUUUAAAAUAUAUCUAAGCAAUUUAAUAAUUAAGACUCCAUUCAAGAAACUUAAAAUACUGAAAACAAUUAGAAAAUAUUUUAAUAAAGCAUUCCUUAGAGAGCUAUCAACAAAAAAUCAUCUUAUUUCAAGCAAAAUUAAAAUGAUCUUCCGAAUUCUGAAUACCAAGACUAGAAAUCUGUCCAUUUUAUAUCUUAAAGCAGCUCAGAUAAAAAAUAAGGAGAUUUAAGGUAAAAUCAUCGAGGAUUUUCUGUUGGUUAAAUGAGAAAAGAAAAUAAAUAUCAUUCCCCCUUUUAAAUAUAAGCUUUAUAAUCAAACUAAAUAUACAAAAAAUAACCUUUAGAUGUAUAAUCCGAGUAAUAACAAUAAGAAGAAAAUGAUUUAAAAAAAUAAAAUACUACUUAGUUACUUUAAAGUGAAAAAUAAAUUAAAAAUUAAAAAAAAUUCAAUUACUUUUUGUCUUCAUCAAAUUUAGACUAACUAGAAAACUCUUUUAAUUUUUAACAAAACCAAAGCAAAGAUUAAUUUUCUUAGACAUAGUUUAGAAAUAAAUUCAUAAGGCUAUCAAACGAAUCACGAUUUAAUAAUACUUUAUAUAAAUCAUAAAAGUUUACUCCUUCAAAAAAUGGAAAGCUUAAACCACUUCUUCCUCUACUAUCACCUUAGCAAAUAGAGCCCCCAUAACUCAUAGAAGCAUUCAAUCCCUUUUAAUCAAGAAGAUUAUAACCUUCUAGAGUAAAAUUUGAUUGA